Molecule: messenger RNA, 3924 nt
Organism: Trematosphaeria pertusa
Lineage: Eukaryota; Fungi; Ascomycota; Dothideomycetes; Pleosporales; Trematosphaeriaceae
Exons: 4
Coding region: 1-3924 (1307 amino acids)
Biological process (GO): glutathione metabolic process
Cellular component (GO): cytosol
Molecular function (GO): 5-oxoprolinase (ATP-hydrolyzing) activity
Source: RefSeq, a predicted model, not a curated record
AUGCCUUCCGGCCCCAACGAAGUGGAACCGAAGAUAGAUAUCUUCAUCGACAGAGGUGGCACAUUCACGGAUUGCAUUGGCAUACCGCAAGACAAUCGUGGCGAGGACAUUGUCGUGAAGCUGCUGUCGGUCGAUCCCGAGAACUACCAAGAUGCUCCUACAGAAGGCAUACGGCGAAUACUAGAAAAUUUUACUGGCGCGAAUAUUCCUCGCAAUGACAAGCUUGACUAUUCACGAAUUGGAGUAAUACGGAUGGGAACGACGGUCGCGACGAAUGCGCUCUUAGAGAGAAAAGGCGAGCGCAUUGCAUUGCUCAUUACGAAGGGCUUCAGGGACGCCCUCGAGAUCGGCUACCAAGCGCGACCAAAGCUUUUCGACCUUGCCAUCAACAAGCCAGAUGUUCUCUACUCCGAAGUCGUCGAGGUUGAGGAGCGCGUCACGUUGGAAGAUUCCGCGAAAGAUCCCUUUGCCGGAUGCAUAGACGUAGCUUCCGAUUCUCGUCUCCGCAUAGGCCAGAGCGGCGAUGUGGUACGAGUGCUCCUGCCCCUCGAAAUUGAAGCAACAAGACGUUCGCUCCGAGAUCUCCGAUCCAGAGGCUUCACUAGCGUAAGUAUCUGCUUCGCCCACAGUUACACUUUUCCGGACCACGAGAACAUCGCAGGGCAGCUGGCAGAAGAGGAGGGCUUCACGAGCAUAUCCAAGAGCUCAGCAUUACUUCCAAUGAUCAAACUGAUCUCACGAGGCAUGAGCGCCUCCGCAGAUGCGUAUUUGACUCCAGCGAUCAAAGACUAUGCCAGGACAUUUAAGAGCGGUUUCCGCAGAUCCUUGGCAGGAGCGCAGUGUCAAUUCAUGCAGAGCGACGGUGGUCUCGUCGAUAUCGAUCGCUUGACUGGGCUUCGCGCAAUCCUCUCUGGGCCUGCUGGUGGGGUCGUUGGCUACGCCAGGACUAGUUAUACUAUUGACAAGGUACCUGUCAUUGGCUUCGACAUGGGCGGGACCUCUACGGAUGUCAGUCGUUUUGGUGGAGAGCUCGAACACGUCUUCGAGACUACUACCGCCGGUGUUACGAUCCAGUGCCCACAACUAGAUAUCAAUACAGUUGCUGCUGGUGGUGGAAGUAUAUUAGCCUGGAAGAAUGGCUUGUUCCACGUCGGUCCUGAAAGCGCCUCCGCUCAUCCGGGGCCGGCGUGCUACAGGAAAGGAGGACCACUUACUGUCACCGACGCAAAUCUAUUCUUAGGCCGCUUAAUCCCCGCAUACUUUCCGUGCAUCUUCGGUCCCGAAGAGAACCUCCCACUAGAUCAUGAGCGAACCGCUGCCCUUUUCCAUGAGCUGGCCACCUCGAUUAGCGAGGAUAUUCAGAGACUUAUAUCACCAGAAGAAAUCGCGGAAGGGUUCCUAAACGUCGCAAAUGAAGCAAUGUGUCGACCCAUUCGCGCCUUAACUGAGGGCAAAGGCUUCAAUACGUCGCAUCACCGGCUCGCGGUGUUUGGCGGGGCCGGUGGGCAGCACGCAUGCUCCAUCGCCGAAAAGCUUGGAAUUCAUACUGUCAUCAUCCACAAGUACUCCAGCGUGCUCUCCGCGUACGGAAUGGCACUCGCAGACCUCGUUGAAGAAGCUCAGGAGCCCUGCUCGCUGACGCUUGAACAUUCUUCCGAACAGCUGAUUGCCAAGAGGUUCAAGCAGAUAGAAGAUCGCGUACUUCUAGGUCUGGCUGACCAGGGAGCAACAUCAGCGCCUGGUCUCGAAAUUCAGAGAUUUUUGAACCUCAGAUAUGACGGCUCCGACACCCAAAUCAUGACGCCGCUUCCAGUUGAUGGCAACUUCAAGGCAGCCUUCGAGGAGAGACACAAGAGGGAGUUCACCUUCCUGCUGCCUGGGCGCAAGAUCUUGAUCGAUGACGUCCGCGUCCGCGGCGUCGCAAAGGAGUACAGCAGGCCAGAGUACAAUUUCAUGAAGGAGUUGAGUGCCGCAACGGCACCAAACUCCGUGAAGCCAGAAAGGCACUCUCGAGCCUACUUUCAACAGCAUGGAUGGCUAGAUGUUCCAGUAUUCCGCUUAAGUUCUCUGGUCGCGAAAACUCAUAUACCCGGCCCUGCAGUCAUCAUCGACAAUACCCAGACCAUCGUAGUCACGCCCUCAUCUAUAGCAAGUAUCCUUAGAGAUCAUGUCAUCCUCCACGUCGGAGCCGUGGAGAAGAGCAGUCCCAACUCCGAAAUCGAGCUAAGGAAGCCGGAGGUUGGCGAGCGGGGGGAUCCUGAUUCCGAAGGGAGAGAAGAAAGCUGCCCGAGGGACUCCAGCCUACCAAAAGCUCCGGAUGCCAUCCAACUAUCCAUUUUCGGACACCGCUUCAUGUCGAUAGCGGAACAAAUGGGCCGCACACUACAGAAAACUUCCGUGAGCAUCAACAUCAAGGAGCGUCUUGACUUCUCUUGUGCCAUCUUCGGCCCGACUGGAGACCUGGUGGCGAAUGCGCCGCAUGUGCCUGUCCACUUGGGCAGCAUGGCAUAUGCUGUAAAAUAUCAGCAUGAGCGCCACGGCUCAACGCUCCAACCUGGUGAUGUUCUUGUCGCCAAUCAUCCCAUCUCCGGCGGUACCCACCUCCCCGACAUUACAGUCAUCACACCUGUCUUCGGCGCGCUGGGCAACAUCGUCUUCUACACAGCGUCGCGCGGUCACCACCGCGAUAUCGGCGGUUACGAAGGCAUUUCGGGAAAUGCGAAUGCGACGACAUUGCAUCAGGAAGGUGCUAGCAUCAUUUCUUUCAAACUAGUCUCCGGUGGUGUGUUCGAUGAAGCUGGCAUCACCAGGAUCCUCGUCGAUGAACCUGCCCAGCAUCCAAAUUGCGUGGGAACGCGAAGCUUAUCAGACAACCUGUCGGAUCUCAAGGCACAGAUCGCAGCCAACGCGAAAGGCGCUUCACUCAUUGAAGACCUUAUCACGGAGUAUGGCCAGCACACAGUGCAGUUCUACAUGUCCGCCAUCCAAUCGAACGCUGAAAUCGCAGUUCGCAAAUUCUUGCAGCAAACGCACACCCGCGUGCGCGGCCGCCCUCUUCGCGCCACCGACUCCCUCGAUAACGGCACACGUAUUGCACUCUCGAUCCGCACAAGAGAAGACGGCUCUGCAGACUUCGACUUCGCCGGCACCGGCCCCGAAUGCCUGGGAAACAACAACGCACCGCCCAGCAUCUGCCUCAGCGCAAUCAUCUACUCCCUCCGCUGCCUCAUCAACGAAGACAUCCCGCUCAACCAAGGCUGCCUCUCCUCCAUCAACGUCAUCAACCCAAAAGGCUCAAUCCUGAACCCAAGCCACUACGCCGCGGUAUACGCGGGCAACACGCAGACCUCGCAGCGCAUCGUCGACGUCAUCCUCAAGGCCUUUCGUGCUUGCGCAGCCUCGCACGGCUGCAUGAACAGCAUCGGUUUCUUCGGCGGCCGCGACCGCAAAGAAGGCGACGGGUACAAGUUCGCCUACGGCGAGACGAUCUGCGGUGGCGCAGGCGCGGGUCCGACUUGGAACGGCGCGUCCGCCGUCCACGUCCACAUGACCAACACGCGCAUCUCCGACGUCGAGGUUCUCGAAAAGCGAUACCCGAUCCUCCUCCGCGAAUUCAGCAUCAGACGCGGUUCUGGUGGGAGAGGUCAGCGCAACGGUGGCGACGGCGUCACCAGGGUUAUUGAAUGCAGGGAGCCCUUAACCUUCUCGAUGAUUUCGGAGCGGAGGGUGAGUCGGCCUUAUGGUAUGGACGGUGGUGAGGAGGGAGAGGCGGGGCAGAACUUGAUCAAGAAGGUGGAGGAUGGCGAGAGCAGGAUUGUGAGUCUAGGGCCGCGGGGCAUCGUGAAGUUGAAGGAGGGAGAGCAGUUUAUCAUCAAGACGCCUGGUGGUGGGGGAUGGGGCGCGCCGCCGCAUGAGUCAGAGUAG